Molecule: messenger RNA, 999 nt
Organism: Vanessa atalanta (red admiral)
Lineage: Eukaryota; Metazoa; Arthropoda; Insecta; Lepidoptera; Nymphalidae
Product: lactosylceramide 4-alpha-galactosyltransferase-like
Exons: 4
Coding region: 1-999 (332 amino acids)
Biological process (GO): glycosphingolipid biosynthetic process
Molecular function (GO): hexosyltransferase activity
Source: RefSeq, a predicted model, not a curated record
AUGGUUCAAACUUGCAUUGUGAACGGAUGUAAAAAAGAGGCAUAUCCCAGUUGUGGGCUGUCCUUUCACAGCUUGGCGCCGAAAUUCACUUCGGGUCCAUCGGUCGACAUAUCGUGUCACUUUGUCAGCAAUUAUUCUUUGCCAAUGUUAAGAGAAAAUGAUACCCUGCCAGUUAGAUCUAUAUUUUUCAUAGAACCAUCUUGUGUUAGUAAUUUAACAUCAAGACAAUCUUGUGCAAUUGAAUCAGCUGCUAACUCUAACCCGAAUUGGCAGAUCAACGUCAUAAUUUCAGGAAUGUCUUUUCAGACAGUAGAUAAUCUGACACAAUUUAAGAAUUCGAAGAACAUAAAAUUCUGGAAAAUUAAUAUCGAAGAUUUUUCAAAAGAGACUCCGUACGAAGAAUUGGUAACUAGUGGAAUUUUGAAAAGAUGUCUUUGGGGUGUCGAACGGACGCUGGACAUAUUAAAAUAUUUAUUGCUACGAAAAUGGGGUGGAAUAUAUAUUGACUUAGAUAUGAUUGUAGCAAGACCUUUGGGAUCGUUAGCGAGGAAUUGGGCAACGCGAGAAAAUGAGGAAGAGAUAGCUGAUGGAAUUAUUGGAUUUUCCAAAGACAAAAUAGGCAGAAUUGUUGCAGAAUCUGCCAUGCGAAAUAUUUUAUCAAAUUUAAAAAAUAAUAAUUUGUGUAAGAGCCAUCGUCUACAAAUAAUCAAUGGAAUUCUUCAAGGCCUGUGUUCGACGCCCGAUGCCAAAUUCAUGUCUUCCGCAACUUGUAAUGGAUUCGAAGUAUACGGAUCACAGUUCUUCUAUCCUAUUCUAAAAGAGGGUGCCCAGGAUUUCUUUAAGCCAGGAGAAAUAAGAAAUCAUAAUGCUUACACUUAUUAUCUAGGGGGACAUGAUACUAAAGGGUACAAGGCGAAGAAAACUUCACCCUUAAACAAAUUGGCAAAGAAAUAUUGUCCUAAAACUUAUGUACUAUAUAGCAACGAUUUUGGCUUAUAA